Messenger RNA from Brassicogethes aeneus, 249 nucleotides. NCBI's taxonomy places the organism in Eukaryota, Metazoa, Arthropoda, Insecta, Coleoptera, Nitidulidae. The record is from the annotation of a GenBank genome assembly.
AUGGGUAGAAGGAAGUCAAGCAGAAAACCACCACAAAGAAGAAAGAAUAUCGAGGCCCUGGACAUUUGCUUUGAUUGUCCCUUCUGCAAUCACGAGAAGUCCUGCGAAGUUAAAAUGGACAAAGGACGAAAUGCUGCAAAAACAUCCUGCAGGAUCUGUAUGGAGGACUAUCAGGCCUCUAUCAAUAUGCUGUCUGAACCUUUGGAUGUUUACAAUGAUUGGAUAGAUGCUUGUGAAAAUGCAAACUAA